GAAUUUGAUUACGUGAAAAUAUGCUUCAUGUUUCAGAAAAUAUAUUACUACCGCUGUCGCAUUUCCGUUGUCUGUCAGUAACGCCGCUGCGAUCCAUAAAUAUUCAAUCUAAACCCUUCUCCGGCGAAGAGACAACUGCUGUACCGCACAACUCCGAUUGAUUUUUUGGAGGAGAAGCGCUUGUUUCUCUUUGCAACGGACCGGAAUUUCGGGUGUGCGUCACAGAGUUGGACUGCAUUUGGACUGAGUUGGUGUCAGAUAUAUAUAUAGAGGGAGAGAGUGUGGUUUUGUUACUGAUCAGGGGUUUUAGGAUAUUGCUGAUUUCGGUUAACCUGAACUGAUGUCGACUCCAAGAGGACCUAGACCGGGGGCUUUCCCUCCCAAUUAUAACCCUGAUACACUUGCUGGUAACCUGCAAAACCUGCGGAUUAAUCAGUCUAAUUGGCAGCAAUCGAAUAAUGCCGGUGUUAGUGGUGCCCCUAGGACUUCUAAUGCCUUACCGUUUGGUCAACAGCCGCCGCCUUUUGCUGCUGGCCAAUCACGACCGCCCCCACCUGGUGUGUUUCAGAGGGUUCCGGCACCUCCUGUGGCUCCAGGACAAAGUACAUUGCGUCCAGAUGUGAUGCCUGCUAGACCGACUGGCCCUACACCAGUAUCUCAGCCUCCUCCUUUUGCUUCAAGACCUCCCCCACCUGGGGUGUUACCAUCUUCCAUUGGAGGAUCUGCUGCUCCCCCUUAUUCUGCAAUUGCUCCACGUCCCGGACUAUCAGGUUCUCCAACUCCACCCCAAAUGAGCUCCAAUGGACCAGCUGGUAUUGGACCACCUGCAUUUGCCCCCAGGAUGAUGCAAAGUGGGUCACGGCCUCCUCCUCCAAUGGGUAAUGCGCCAAGGCUAUCAGUCGGACCAGUACAGUCUCCCACUAUGCUUUCAUCUCAGGCAUCUUCUCAGCCUCUACAAACUCGUCCUGGAUUCGGUAGUCCACCUGCUGUAUCAUCUUCUGUUGGUCAACCAGGUCCUCCGUUUUCAACCUUCCCGCAAGGUCCUAUGUUUUCAGGUUCAUCAAACAUGCCACCUCCUCCAGGUUCUUUGUCAUUUCCACCAGCACAUCAGGGAACAGUUCAAUCAUGGCCGCAGCAACCGCCACAGGUGGGUCCAUCUCAUCCCACCCCUGGUGCUAUGCAGCAACAACAGCGGAUAUUUGGGAUGCCACCUGGCCCACCACCAUUUCCAAAUCAAUCUAUGGCCUUGGGUCAAACAGUGCUAUCACAAGCUGAUCCCAAUCAUAUACCUCGCUAUAGCUCAAGUUCUGCUGUCAUACUGUAUGAGACUCGUACCGAUAAUCGAGCAAACCCUCCUCCGCCCACAACAAGUACUUAUAUAGUCAAAGACAAUGGGAAUUGCAGUCCACGUUACAUGAGAUGUACUUUAAACCAGGUUCCAUGUACUGUAGAUCUCCUAUCCACGUCUGCAAUGCAGUUGGCUUUAUUGGUCCAGCCCUUAGCUCUUCCACAUCCGUCUGAGGAGCCCAUCCAUGUUGUUGAUUUUGGGGAAAGUGGUCCUGUUAGAUGUUCUCGUUGCAAGGGUUACAUCAAUCCUUUUGUGAAGUUUAUCGAUCAAGGGAGACGCUUCAUUUGUAACUUAUGCGGAUUCACAGAUGAAACUCCACGUGAGUAUCACUGCAACAUGGGUUCAGAUGGUCGCCGCACAGACGCUGAUGAAAGGCCCGAACUAUGCAGGGGAACUGUUGAAUUCAUUGCUUCUAAGGAAUACAUGUUGCGAGAUCCAAUGCCUGCAGUGUUUUUCUUCCUUGUUGAUGUAUCAAUGCACGCCAUACACUCUGGCGCUACUGCAGCAGCUUGCAGUGCAAUUAGCCAAGUUAUACCUGAUCUUCCUGAGGGUCCUCGAACCAUGGUGGGCAUUGCUACAUUUGACUCCAGUAUCCACUUUUACAACUUAAAACGUGCAAUGCAGCAGCCAUUGAUGCUCAUAGUUCCUGAUGUACAAGAUGUCUAUACUCCUCUUGAAAGUGAUGUUGUUGUUCAACUUUCCGAGUGCCGUCAACAUUUGGAGAUAUUGCUGGAUUGCAUACCUAGAAUGUUUGAGAAUAAUAGAACUACUGAUUCAGCAUUUGGGGCUGCAGCGAAGGCUGCUUUCCUGGCAAUGAAAAAUACUGGAGGCAAACUUCUUGUUUUCCAAUCAAUUUUGCCAUCAACUGGUAUGGGAUCCCUUUCUGCAAGAGAAGCUGAAGGCAGAAGUAAUAUGUCAGAUGGAGAAAAGGAACCUCACAAGUUACUCCAGCCAGUGGACAAAACUCUCAAAACCAUGGCCAUUGAAUUUGCAGAAUACCAGGUCUGUGUUGACUUGUUCAUCACAACUCAAACAUAUGUGGAUAUUGCUUCUCUCUCUGUUGUUCCAAGAACUACAGGAGGCCAGGUGUACUACUAUUAUCCUUUCUCGGCUCUUUCUGACCUUGCUAAGCUUUCUAAUGAUCUUCGGUGGAAUGUCACAAGGCCCCAAGGAUUUGAAGCAGUGAUGCGUGUGAGAUGCAGCCAGGGUAUUCAAGUUCAAGAAUAUUCUGGAAAUUUCUGCAAGCGCAUCCCAACUGAUGUGGAUCUACCUGCUAUCGACUGUGACAAAACUAUUAUGGUGUCCCUAAAACACGAUGACAAAUUGCAGGAAGAAUCAGAGUGUGCUUUUCAGUGUGCUCUUCUUUACACCACUGUAUAUGGCCAAAGAAGAAUUCGAGUUUCAACUUUGUCUCUGCCAUGCACCAACAUGCUGACUAGUCUGUUCAUAGCUGCCGACUUGGAUACCCAAUUUUCUUGUAUCUUGAAACAUGCGGCCGAUGAAAUGCCUUCAGCUCCUCUUGCUCAAGUUAGAGAUAAAGCCACAAAUGUUUGUAUCAACAUUUUGCAUUCCUACAGCAAGUUUUGCGCCACCAGAUCAUCAUCUGGACUACUUAUGAUGCCUGAAGCACUUAAAUUUCUGCCUCUUUAUACCCUCGCUUUACUCAAAAGCAAUGGAUUGCGCUCUGAUGGAAGAAUUGAUGAUAGAUCAUUUUGGUUGAAUUAUGUUUCACCUCUACCUACUCCCUUUGUAAUUCCAUUGGUUUACCCUAGGAUGAUAGCCAUUCAUGACCUUGAAGCAAAGGAAUUGGAGGAUUCCAUUAUUCCUGCUAUUAUUCCACUCUCCGUCAAAUAUAUAUCUGAUGAAGGAAUAUAUCUUCUUGAGAAUGGGGUCGACUGUUUAAUAUAUAUUGGUACAUCUGUUGAGCAAAAUGUUUUGACACAGAUUUUCGGUAUAUCAUCAGUUGAAGAAAUCUCAAACCAGUUUAUACUUGAGCAAUAUGAUAAUCAGUUGUCAAAGAAGCUGAAUGCUAUUCUAAAUGAAAUUAGGCGCGAAAGAUGUUCCUACCUUCGCUUGAAAUUUUGCAAAAAUGGAGAUUCAUCAGGGACGAUGUUUUUGUCGAAUAUGGUGGAAGAUCAUAUGCCAAGCGGGGCAGCAUACACCGACUUUGUAGCAUAUAUUCAUAACCAAAUCCAAAAGAAAAUGACUUGAAAGGUAUACUUACAGCCAUACAGGAUCGAGUUUACAAGUUUUGAUAACUCUCACGAAUAGAAGCUGACGAAUUAUGGAAUUCCAUUGUAAAGUCCUUUUUUGUGGGAAAAGGAAAAAAAUUGUUGAAUUUUAAUUUUCCUGGAGUGGGAGACAGUUCUGCGAGGAAGAAGAAAGAGUUGUUUUUCAAUAUAGAGUAGAAUGAAAUUACAAAGAUGAGUAUUAUUUGUUUUUCUUUGCAUCGUCUGCUUUUUCAUUGUAUAGAGAAUGGGUUUUUGUUGUAGCUGUUGUUUGUGUGUCCAAAGCGAUGCUCCCACUCGAACUAUAUUUAUUUUUUAAUAUAUCAUCAUUAAUAUGUCCA
Molecule: messenger RNA, 3917 nt
Organism: Salvia miltiorrhiza (redroot sage)
Lineage: Eukaryota; Viridiplantae; Streptophyta; Magnoliopsida; Lamiales; Lamiaceae
Product: protein transport protein SEC24 B-like
Exons: 26
Coding region: 341-3559 (1072 amino acids)
Biological process (GO): endoplasmic reticulum to Golgi vesicle-mediated transport; intracellular protein transport; COPII-coated vesicle cargo loading
Cellular component (GO): endoplasmic reticulum exit site; COPII vesicle coat
Molecular function (GO): SNARE binding; zinc ion binding
Source: RefSeq, a predicted model, not a curated record